AUGUCGGACACCGAGGAAGUGGACCAGUACGAGGACGAGGAGGAAGCCCAGGAGGAGGUAGUAGAGGUAGAAGUAGCCCCUGAGGCGGAUGCCCAGGUAGAAGCAGAGCCAGAGUCAGAGCCUGAACCAGAACCAGAACCCGAACCAGAGCCCGAGCCACAGGAGGUGGUGCAAGAGGAGGAAGAGGAGGGCGAUCAAGAUGAGGAGAAGCCAAAGUUCAAACCUUCUGCUCCGAAGAUCCCCGAUGGCGAGAAAGUGGACUUUGAUGACAUGCAGAAGAAACGCCAAAACAAGGAUCUGAUCGAGCUGCAGUCGCUGAUCGACGCUCACUUCGAGCACAGGAAGAAAGAAGAAGAAGAACUCAUUGGUCUCAAAGAUCGAAUUGAGAAGCGUCGAGCUGAGAGAUCCGAGCAGCAGAGGAUUCGUAGUGACCGAGACAAAGAGCGACAGGCCAGACGGGAGGCUGAGCGGCAGAGGAAGGAGGAUGCCGACGCCCAGAGGAAGGCUGAGGAUGACGCUAAGAAGAAGACCGCACUGAGCAACAUGGGGUCGGGCUACAGCAGCCACCUGCAGAAGAUUGACCAGAAGAGAGGAAAGAAGCAGACCGAGAGAGAGAAGAAGAAGAAGAUUAUGUCAGAAAGAUGCAAACCCCUGAGCGUCGCAGACCUCAACGAGGACAAGCUGAGGGAAAAGGCGAAGGAGCUGUGGGAGUGGCUUCACAGCCUGGAGGCCAUUAAGUACGACCACUGUGAGAAGCUGAAGAGACAGAGAUACGAGGUCAUUUCUCUCAGAAACCGUAUCGACGAGCUGCAAAAACACAGCAAGAAGGGCGCCGCCUCGCGCCGCAGGAAGUGA
Molecule: messenger RNA, 855 nt
Organism: Limanda limanda (common dab)
Lineage: Eukaryota; Metazoa; Chordata; Actinopteri; Pleuronectiformes; Pleuronectidae
Product: troponin T, fast skeletal muscle isoforms-like
Exons: 14
Coding region: 1-855 (284 amino acids)
Biological process (GO): sarcomere organization; regulation of muscle contraction; muscle contraction
Cellular component (GO): troponin complex
Molecular function (GO): troponin I binding; tropomyosin binding; troponin C binding
Source: RefSeq, a predicted model, not a curated record